Messenger RNA from Besnoitia besnoiti, 8199 nucleotides. RefSeq lists its product as uncharacterized. Gene Ontology annotation, cellular component: cytoplasm. The transcript is spliced from 5 exons. Lineage: Eukaryota; Apicomplexa; Conoidasida; Eucoccidiorida; Sarcocystidae. The record is from RefSeq and is a predicted model, not a curated record. Gene Ontology annotation, molecular function: ubiquitin protein ligase activity; zinc ion binding. The coding region runs from base 1 to 8199 and encodes 2732 amino acids. Gene Ontology annotation, biological process: Ras protein signal transduction; protein ubiquitination.
AUGAGGUUUGAACUAGUGAUUGACCUGCCUGCGGAGGCAGGCUCUUCUUCGGAGCCCUUUCCAGCGGAGAGAAGAAGAAAGACGCCAGAUACGUCGCACCGCGGCGAGGCUGCCGCGAGGUCUUCCUCGCCCUGCCGUCCCUCGUCUCCGUCGCCCUCUGGCGGCGGGUCCAUACACCAGGCGCGGCGGCGCGAGGGCAGCGCGCCACGGAGGGACGGCGACGCUUCGCCGCUUCAGUGGCCUUUCUUCUCGCACCUCGUGAAUCCCCCGCCAGUUCCUGUCUUUUUCAGUUUCCACGUGGCAGCCCACCUCCUCCAGUCUCGGUCUGCGGCGCUUGCGAGUUCGCCUGCGCCGGCGCCUUUUUCUUCUCUCCUCUUCGCGGACGGAGAGUCGCCCCGGGGGCACGCCGCUGCCUCGUCGAGGCCGCCGCCCUCCGUGCCCUCCUCGCAGGCGUGCGCCUCUUCGUCUACCGCCGCGUCUCUCCCGCCUUCUUUCUCCGCCUCUGCGCCCCUCCUGUCUCCUCUGUCUCCUUCCGCGUCCGCGCAACCCAGCGCUUCGGCUCCUUGGUCGCGUGCCGCGUCGCGCGAGCAGGGCGAGGCCUCGCAGUCUGUUUUCGUGCUUCCGUCGUGCUUCGUCGCCGCGGAGUCACGAGCGGCGGCCUCUCCCUCCCCGGGGGCUUCGCGCCCCUCCUGCCUCGUGUGCAUCUUGGGGAUUCCUCUGUCGCUUCCCUGCGCGUCAUUCCUCAGCGCGCUCGAGGCGUAUUACCCGGCGCUCGCCAGUAUCCAUAUCUUCUCCUCUGCGUCGCUGCAGCGACGCGCCUCCGCCGUGCCCCCUGUCGCUCGCCUCCGCUCCUGCGCGCCCUAUCUGCGCUCGCGCUCUUCGGCGGACGCGUCUACCUCGCCGGCGACGGCGGGCGAGCGGCGCGCGCCACCCGGAGGCCUCUAUCUCCUCCAGGGGUGCUGCGCUGACCGGUCCUACGAAAACGCGCGGGUAGGGAGACGACGCGCGCAAGCAGUCGCAUCAGAAGCUCUCGAGACGGCGGAGGCCGAAGAGCGAAGGGGGGCCGCUACGGAGAUCCCAGAGGGCGACGGAAAAGGCGCGGAGACGCAGCAGAGCCUUGAGAGAGAGGGAAAUCGGGAAACCGUAACUGUCGCAAGGACCGGAGAGAGAGAAUGCUGGUGCCGCGGAACCCGCCUCGAGUGGCUCUCUGCGGCGUCGGCGGCGUGGAUGAGGGAGAUCGAAGCGAGCGAGGGCGACGGAAUGCAUGCGACAAGCGCCCGCGGGAGGAUGAUGGAGCGUGGAGAGACGCUGGAGACGCCCUCGGAAAGCGCGCUGGAUGCUCGGGUGCGCUCCCACGAGGAAGGCGUGGGUUUCUACGGCGCAGUGCUUGUCUUUAAGCACUCCUGCGACGCCACGCGCUUCUCGAAUGCGUUCCACGGCUUGUGUUUCCGCCAUGAGUUGCCCGCCUGCGCCUUGAGAAGGAAAAGCCUCUCCUUCAUAUCCUCUCUCGCGUCCUCGCCGACAUCUUUCCAUGACGCCUCGGCUCCGCCGCCUUCGUCCUCAGCUUCGCCCGCUGCCUCGUCGGCCUCGUCGGUCUCCGGAGUCCCUCUGCGGGCAGAGACAGGGGGCUGGAAGUCCCAAGCCGCUACUGAGAGGGAACGGCGUAACGAGAAGCGCCUCACGAAGAGGAAAACCUGGAAAAAGAGGCUGCCUGACGCGGCUGCAGCGAACGCAAGCGCCUCGCCCUCUAGUGCGUCUUCAUCUAGCGCCUCGCCCUCUAGCGCGUCUUCAUCUAGCGCCUCGCUUUCUAGCGCGUCUUCAUCUAGCGCCUCUCUUGACCGUGAAUGCACUCCCAGCAGUGAGCCUCCUCUCGUGGCUUCCAAUUUCGCUUCGCAUGGCCGUCUGCCUUUCCACGCCGCCUCGGCGGCCGCAUGUGUGCAGGAGAACGUGGCGAGAGAAAACGAAAACGAUAAGUGUGACGUGGCUGGUGAAAGCGAGGGAGGCGCGUGUGUCUGGAGCUCUGCGCGCUGCUAUGUCAUCCCCCUCAGCUCUCUGCACUAUCGGUCGGUCUUCCGCGACGCAGCGCCCGCCGACGCGCAGGGCGAGGCGGCAAGCAAGAGAGAGGAGACCGAGGGAGGAGCGAGUGGCGGGGAACCUGAUGCCGCUUCAGUCUCGCAGAAGGCCACAGAAAGCGCGCGUGGGCAAGAGAAGGGGCUGCAUGCGUUGCGGAGAAGCCUCACGGAUGGGGAUCUCCUCGGCGGGCUCAGCUGUCUGCCGUUGGCGAAGAGCGGGCCUGCGGCGCCCCCCUCCCGUGCCUCAGGGGCUGCCAAGGCGGCGCCCGCUGCGUUCUGGGAGAUUCCGGCGUGCCCAGCCUGCCUCGAGCGCGUCGAUGAGACGGCGACGGGGAUCGCGACGCAGCCCUCAGGUUGGAAAGUUGAAACGCCGCUUCUCUCGCUGUUGGCAGUCGCCGCUGAGGCGCGCAGACGCCGGCGCGCGCAGAGGCGGGACUCUCGAAGGAACCAGGAAUGGCGAAAAAUAAAGAAGUUUGGGCGGGAAGCCGAGGAGGACAGGGCGGAAGACAGGGCUGCAGGGGGCACGGAGGAAGAAGCGGCACAGCAGCGAGGAGAGUCACGGGGGACGCGUCAGACUGCGAAUAUCAACUGUUGCCCGUGUGCGUCUUCUUCGCCUCCGCGCGCAUCUUUGCGUGGUCCUCUCUCUUCGCUCUCCGGAGCGGGGACUGCCUCGCUGUCUCCCUCCCACUCGUCGUGUGUCUCUUUGGGCAACCCCGGGGGGGACUGCGGGGCUGAGGGAGUGCUCGAGAUCCUUUUUCCGCGCUUUCUGCCGAUCGCCGCCGCGGAGACAGCGGCCAUCGCCUCCUGUCGCGUAUGCUUUGCGUUUCUCCUCGCGCACUACGAGGCGGCGCUUGCCAUGGCGCGGCGCGAGCGGAAGAAGGAGAAGCGGGAGGCGAACGCGGGUGGCGGCGCCCCAGCAGAGGACAGCGAGGAAGAUACGCAGCGCGAGAGAGGGAGAGGCCUCGUUCGCUGCGGCUCCUGCACGGAGGAGAACGACUUGUGGCUCUGCCUCGUCUGUGGUCACUGCGGCUGUGGGCGCUACCGUCUGGGUCACGCGAAGGCGCACAGCGCGUUGACUUUUCAUCGAUUCUGCUUGCACCUUCCCUCCGGGCGCAUCUGGGACUACCGGGGCGACGUGUUUGUGCACCGUCUCCUCCUUCCGCUCUCCUCGGCUUCUUCGCUUGCCUCCCUCGUCCUCGCGCCGCUGCCCGCUGCACAGGUGCUGCCGCCUGAGUCGUCGCCGGAGGAAGACGAGCCCGCCCCCCCUGGCGCCCGCGGUCUCCUCGCCUCCUCGCGGGCCUCUCUGCCGCCCGCGGCGGCCUCCUUCCAGCCGACAGCCAGCCCCUCCUCCCCGUCCGCCGCCGCCUCCGCCCGUGUGUCACUCUUUUACACACUCUCUGCGUCGUGGUCCUGCGACUGCCCACCUCCCGCGGAGGCUGGCGAGCGCGCGCGCCCUGCGCCUGGAGCCCGUCUGCGCUGCGAGGCCUACAGGGCCUCGAUCUCCUCCAUCUCGUCUCCUCCUCUCGCACACGCGACCGGCGGCGCCGCGCGCUCUCCGCAGUCCUCGGCGGCGGCGAGCGGGGGGGAUCGCGACGCACACCGAGCUCUCACGCGGGACGGCGGCCUGCUUGCGGAGCCCGAGGGCGAGGGCGUCGAGGCCGGAGAGACCGCAGAAGACGAGGGCGACGGCGGCGAAGGCGAACGAGCCGACGUGGGUGCCUGGCGAGGAGGCAGUCGAGGGGAACGCGAGCCUCAACACAGAACCUCACCCGGAGUCGACCAGCAUGGAGAAGCGGUUUUGCCGCGCCGCCCUUCCUCCGUUUACUCCGCGCCCUGCGGCUUUCGGGUUUCUGAAGGAAGCGGGGCGGCAGCGGUGGCGUCCCGCCGCUGGCUGUCGGGUUCGGGGGAGAGGGAACAGGGGCGCCAGACCGCGGAGAGGAGGACAAGCCGCGAAGGCGAAGACGGAAGAGAGGAAUGGCUGCCUCCGGCGCAGGCGCCGCGAGGAGAAGGCGCUGCGCGCGAGCGGGAAGAAAGCUUGGCCGCUAUAGGGGCUGCCGCGUUCCGACUGCUGCAGGGGGGCGGGCGCGAAGCCCCACGAGAGGAGGCGGUGCCGCAGGACGUGAGGAGGGCGCCCGCUGGGCGCGUUCAUCGUCUCUCCGCGGCCGGCGAGGGCACCGCGGCCGGCGAGGGCACCGCGGCCGGCGAGGGCACCGCGGCCGGCGAGGGCAGCUGCUCAGAGGCGCGCAGAGCGCGAGAAGACAACGAGACGCGCGUGUGUCCCCCUCUGUCGCCUUCCUUUCGUCACCACGCCGAAAGGGAGGUGUGGCGCGCUUUGCCGAUCGGCGCUCCCGCGGGCUCGCUCGAUUGCCUUGCCGCGGAGAGGCAGGGAGAGGGAGGAGAGCUCGAGAGAGGCGAGGAGGGAGAAGGAGCGACGGCGAGGCGAGAUCUGAGUGUGUUCGCUUCGCUGCACGAAGUCCGCAGCUCGGACGCGGCUCACGACGCCGGCGUCGUGAGCCGCGCGUCGUCUCUCUCUCACUGUUUGGCGAAGCGGGGGGGCGAACGAGCCGCCGCGGCCUCGUAUCCUGUCUCUUCUUCUUCGUGGCCUUGUGCGACGCGGUAUGAGUCUCUGUCGGCGGAAGCUCGUCGGGCGAGCGAGCUGGUAUCGUCCUUCGUGUGCCCGCCGGCCUCAUCCUCUACGUCGUCCGCCUGGGGCGGGCUAGAGGCAGAAGGCGCCCUCCGUGCCUCGCGCUCCCUGGCUUCCUGCGCCUCCGUCUCUCUCGCCGCUUCUGCGCCGCGGUCGCUCCCCACUCGCGCAGGUUGCGCGGCGCAAGAGCCGGCGCCUGCGCGGGGGCUGCCUCCUUGGUUCGUAUUCUCGCCCUCUUCUCUCGCGUCUGAUGUGCAGUACGCGUCUGUCUCGGUCUCUUCGCCUUCGGGCGGCACUUCGCCUCCAGGCUCAAAUGCGCCGGAUCCCUCGUCGGCGCCGUCGGCGGAGAGCCGCAGCCCCCGUGCCUCGUCGGCGUUUUCCCCAGCGUCUUCAUUUGCGACUCUCUACUCGCCUCGGCCUGCGUCAGAGGCCACAUCCGGGAACAGUGUGGGGGGGUCGCCGCUGGUGCGCCCACGGGAGGCCUCCUUUCCGUCGUCGCUUUUCUCGGCUCUGUCUGUGCCUCCUUUGGCGUGUGUGCGCAGCGUGGAAGACAGCACGUCAUCUCUCCCCUCGAGUCCGCCGUCGGCGCUCCCUCCUUUCCUUUCCGUCUCUUCGCCCCAGGCUUCUGAGCUUGCGUUGCCGCAGCCUUCCUCGCCUCACGGCUAUCCGCCGCCCGGCACGGCCCCCCCGUUGGUCGGGCGCCCGCUGUCGUCUUCGCAUGGGGCCUCUCUCGGGACUCGCGAGAGCGACGGCGUCGCAAGUUGCCGCUCGCCGAUGCCUCGCAGUGACGGCCCAUGCGCCUGCUCGGCUUCUUUCUCGCCCCUCCGCCACGCUGCGUGCCGCCUCUCUUCUCGCGCCUCCUUCCCUCCGCCGCUCUCGCCUUCGUCGCUUCCGCGCGCGUUGCCGCCUUCCCCCUUCGCGCCAGCGCCUCUCGCGCGCGGCUCGCUUGCGUCGCCUUCGCUCGUGUUUGGGUCCCGGCCGCCGGUCCCUCCGUCUCCUCUGCAGUUUUCGCCUCCCUCCGUCGGGUCUCUAGAUCGGGGGGCAGGAGGCCCCGCGCGCGGGGACCCGGCCUUUUCCUCCCUCGCCUCCUCCUCGUACUGCUACUACUCGCUGCCGUUUCACUCCCUCCCCCAAGACUCACGGGUGCCUUCGGCCUCCUCUCUGCGCGCGCGGUACCUGCGCGCGCUGGUGCCACCUCCAGUCUCCUCGUGGCGCAAAGCGGAGAUGCAGCAGCACUUCUUUUACCCCGCCUGCGAGGGCGGGAAGCCUGCAACCAACGCCGCGUGCGGCGGCGCGCGCCUCUCCGCUGCGUUCGAGGGAGAAGAGGGGGGAGAAGAGGAAGCAGACGCGGAGUGCGCGCUGCACAGCGAGGGGGCGGAGGAGGAGGCCGAGGUGAACCACGCACCGCGGCGGGAUGCGCCAGAUGAGGGAGGAGUCGUCCCAGGAUGGAGGCGGCAAGGCCAGUCUGAAGCAGGCGGGGACCGCGAGCGCCUCCUCCUUCGCGGCUCCCCCCAGGCUCCGUGGGCUGCAGAGCGUGUAAGCGAGCCGCAGCGUGCAGAGAGUCCUCCGGCCUUUGCAGUCGCCUCUCUCUCUCACGCUCCACGUGCUUCUCCGGCGCCCGCCUCGCUGCUGCUUCGAGACGAGGGCGAGAGGCGGGCGGCUGAAGAAGAGGCGAGCAGCGGAGACGACCGUGUGAGGGAGCAGGGGCUUGCAGGCUGCGAGGGGAGAGUCAGCGGGCCGCGCCAGGCUGCGACGUGGACCGCAGCCUCUGCGGAGAGCGCGAAAGAGGCGCCGCGAGGAGAGUCUCCAGAGGACGGUCUGUCGCGCUUCCUCUCGCACAGUCCUUUUCCUUCCCUGCCAACCGGGCUGUUCGGCGAAGACGAAGGCGGCAUUCUAGUCGUUCCGUCUCUGUCUCUCUCACCACGCGAAGCUGCGACCGGAGACGAAGAGAGCGUCGAGAACUCCCCGGCUGGGUGUCUGUCUUUUUCGGCGACAGGGCAUCCGCCACUCCCCCUCUCGUCGUCCUCGCUCCUUUUCUCUCCAUUCGCGACGCCGCCCGCGCUGUCUCUCUUCUCGGGCCUGUCGCCCGGCGGAGAGGAGGACGCGGCGCGGGGCGACCUUGGCGCGGGUGCGACCCCAGACGCGCUUUCGAGGCUCGCAGGCAUGGCCUCAAACGGCGCCGGCGGCUGCGGGUGGCCUGUGCGCGAACGGCGCGACGGAGACGCGCACGCAGACGUGGAGCCCAGGCUGAAUCUCUUUGUCCUCCGCGAGAGAGAGGAAGAGGAGCAUGCGCUGUGGGAGGAGCAGCUCAACAGUGUGCUGUCUAGCCAGCUUGCGUACCAGAGAGAGAUCUACGAAUUUCGCAUCCGAAACCACGAAAACGCCUUUAUCGGGGAAAUCGAAGUGGCGACAGCCACAACCGAAAGCCUCAAUGAGCAAGGCGUCAGUCUACAGGUCCAACUCGCGGAUCUGGCCUGUCAAAGGCGAGAAGUGCUCAAGAGGAUGAAAAUUUCUCAGCAGCGAGUGCGACAGCUUAGGGAGCACAAUCACUUUCUGCGCCAGCUGGUUGACUCUAUGAGACAUGCGUCGAAACCGAAGGGCUCUCCGCUGUCCAUUUCUUCUCCCUCCUCCUCGGGCGCCUCUUCGUCCCGCCCUCCUUCUUCCUGCCCUGCUUCUUCGUCCUCGCCUCCGCCUUCGUCUUCCGUCACGUCUUCCUGUUCAGCUGCGCCCUCCUCCGGUUCGUUCGCGUCUUCUCAUUCUGCGUCUCCCUCCCCUCCACGCCCUGCGGAGCUGUCGUUGUCUUAUGCCUCCGCGCCUCGUCCAGAGGACCCGUCUGGCCCCUUCUCGCGGUCGACAGGCUCGUUGGAGCCCAAGGGACCCGCGUCCCCUGUCUCCGCGGUGGAGACAGUCCCCUCGGAGCCUUCAGUGGACGGGCCUGCGAGUCUGUCUAGAGCGAGCGAUCGAAGACCUCGGGUCUCGCCACGUAAGUACUGCAUCCCUCCUCUGGUGAAGGGCCAACUGCACCCGGCGAGUGCUGAGGAAAGCCCGCCCCGGACCCAGGCGGGUCUCUCUGCCCCGGAGACCCCGCCCUCGGCCUCAGGCCCCGGGGCUGAGCGGCUAGAAGGACAGCAGGCGCUUGUCGCGGAAGCAGAUUCGAAGGAGGUGCACAACAAGAAGGGCAGGGAGAGACGCAGCAGUCAAGCGAAGAAGGGGAAGAAGAAGGAAGUUCUUCACCCUGGGCACAGCGAGGGACUGCCCGAGUUGUUGAACGACACGGGCGCGGAGAGAGACAAAGUGGUAAGCAGAGAGCAGCGUCCGUCUGCGGAGGCCGCGGCGGGGUGUGCCGCCUCUUCAGCAGGAAAACGAAAAGCAGAAAAAAAGGACGCCGCGAGACUCGCCGCACUCGACGCGACAGUGAAUACCCUUCAAGCCGAGCUCGCGCGGCUCUACGAACUCCUUUCGCAAGGCGGAUCGCCGUCGUGA